ACACUUCACUAAUCGAAGGCUUUCCCUGAUUGAAUUUUGGGUCAGAUUUGAAACGGCUUUGGAAGAGCAGCGGCAAAAAGAGCUGCAAGAGGACAAUUCUAGCAUGCAUACCUUGCCAGUACUUGAAACUUGUUGGGGAAUUGAGAUUCAUGGCAGAGAUGUGUACACUCACAACAUUUUUGUUGCUUUCCAACGUGAGGUGGUGGCUGCUAGGGAUCGUCAUCAUGUAAAAACUAUUGAGCAGGUUGGCGAUGUCCGAACCAUGAGCAUUGCUGACCUUAGCGGCAGGAUAAGAGUAGUCUGCUACAACACUAGUACGAAGGCUGCACAAUGUACUUGCCGAAUGUUUGAAUCAUUGGGCAUCUUGUGCUCUCACAUCAUUGUUGUUCUAAAGAAUGAUGGAUGUAAUGAAAUUCCUAGCCAAUAUGUGUUGCAUAGGUGGUCUAAAAUGGCUGCACGACAUCUUUCUUAUGAUGCUAAUGGACAUGAGCUAGAAGGGUCAUCUACAUCUCUUUCACCUACCAUCAAGAAAUUGUACUCAGAAACAUGCUCGAUGUUCAGCUCGGCAUUGCAUACAGCUAAGCAUUGUGAGGACAAGAUGAAAUACUUUCACAAAGUUAUUUCUGAUGCUCUUGCGCACUUGAGGCAGACGGUGCCUCUUGACGAGCAAAAUAAAGUUCAAGGGUUUGAAUCCUUCAUUGGAACGACAUUCCCAAGCAUCAUCAAUAUUCAUCCACCGGAGGUUGCAAACACAAGGGGCAGUGGUAAGAGAUUGAAGAGGGGUUCAGAGGAGGCCAUGAACAAAAGGAAAGGAGGAAAUAGUGUCCAGAAAGGUCCAAGGUCUGUAGAUUGUUCUAUUUAUCAGCACACCCAGCCCAUGGGAGCGGAUAUCAUUCAUUUGGCGCUAAUUAAAUCAUGAAUGACAAAUGCCUUCUGUUCAUGUGCUAUCCAAUGCUGGAGGGUUCUGCUACAACUUCAACACCUAGUUGAAUAUGUUGGUGCAAUAUGUGUACCUGCUACCUCAUUGGGCUAUAAAUCACAUCUGAGUUGCAACUCUAGUUAUGCGCUUCAUAGUAGAUUUUAUGUGUACUGUCAUUAGUGCUGCUAGAAAGCAUUCAUGAUAUUUUGUGUAAAAAGGUGUGUAAGAGCAUAAUAUUGUUGUACUGUUAGCUUUUAAAUGCCAAGAUAGAUUUGAAA
Triticum dicoccoides is the source of this 1197-nucleotide messenger RNA. RefSeq names its product protein FAR1-RELATED SEQUENCE 1-like. The transcript has 3 exons. Lineage: Eukaryota; Viridiplantae; Streptophyta; Magnoliopsida; Poales; Poaceae. Gene Ontology annotation, biological process: regulation of DNA-templated transcription. Gene Ontology annotation, molecular function: zinc ion binding. The coding region runs from base 104 to 919 and encodes 271 amino acids. The record is from RefSeq and is a predicted model, not a curated record.